This is a messenger RNA of Fusarium oxysporum Fo47, 2586 nucleotides long. Its product is annotated as NACHT domain-containing protein. The transcript has 4 exons. The coding region runs from base 1 to 2586 and encodes 861 amino acids. The record is from RefSeq and is a predicted model, not a curated record. Lineage: Eukaryota; Fungi; Ascomycota; Sordariomycetes; Hypocreales; Nectriaceae.
AUGGCGCCUCGCUGGUUUGGGAAAGUCGAAUCCAAGGCCAAAAAGCUGUUGUCUCCUUCGGCUCCUUCACCAUCACCUUCGCCGACACCCUCUCAGCCUGCAUCUGAACCAGCAGCUCGACCAACAUCUCAGCCAACGCCUUCUCCACCCACCUCGACGGAUUCCGAAACCUCACCGCUGCCGAAUCUACAGGAGCGACUUUGGAACCAGGCCUACGACGAGCUCAAAGCGAGCGAGCCCAAACUGGUCGAAGCGUACGAGAAGAUCCUAUCAGUUGGACUUCACCGAAAGGACCCGAGCUCUGUUACUUGCGAAUCAACCGAAAAUGAAAUAGAGGGUGCUCGUGAGACAAGAUGCCGCCAAAUGCAGCAGUUGGUCCGGGAUGGACUAGACCGGACGCAGAAAGCAGCGUCCAUCAAGCGAGGAAUCGACGAAGGCUUGCAAGCAGUGCAAGCGGUGAGGGGGAUAGUAGAUAAGGCGAUACAGGCCGCACCGGAAGCCGCCAUCGCCUGGGUUGGCGUCUGCCUUGGACUAGAGAUCCUUUCGAACCCCGUCACCGAGGCACGCUGCAAUCGCAAUGGCAUCGCCUACGUCCUGUCGAGAAUGGAGUGGUACUGGAACCUGCACGUCGUGCAGCUAUACGAGAAACUUCUCUCAUAUCAAGUGAAAAGCAUCUGCCUUUACCACCGUAACUGGGCUGCCGUGGUCUUGAGGGACGUGUUCCGACUAGAUGACUGGGCUGGCCAGCUCGACGACAUCCAGAAAGCCGAGGCUGCUGUUGGAACCGACUCGGGUCAAUACAACAAUGAACAGAGCAAGAUCUAUCUCCGGAAACUCACCGACACCGCAAGCGCUCUAGAGAUGAAUCUCCAAGACAUCCAUUCGGCCAUCCAGGAUCAAACACGACAGCAAGAGAAGAGAUAUCAAGACGCCAAGUACGAGAAAUGUAUGCAGGAUCUGCACGUGACUGACCCACGCGAGGAUAAGAAGCGAAUCCAAGUCACGAAGGGUGGCCUGCUCAGGGACUCUUAUCGCUGGAUUCUUGACCACGCUAAAUUCCAGCAAUUUCGCGACGAUCCGCAGAGCCGGCUGCUCUGGAUCAAGGGUGACCCUGGCAAAGGCAAGACCAUGCUCCUGUGCGGCAUCAUUGACGAGCUAGAGGAGGGAUCCAAUUGUUUUCUUUCCUAUUUCUUCUGCCAGGCCACUGAGACUCAACUAAGCAAUGCGUCAUCUGUGCUGCGUGGCCUCACCUAUCUCCUCAUCAUCCAGCAACCAUCGCUCAUCUCGUACCUCCGGUCCAAGCACGAUGUUACAGGCGAGAAACUCUUCCAGGGCAUAAAUGUCUGGGUGUCUCUGGUCGAGAUACUCACAGACAUGCUGAAGGACCCGACUUUGAAAGAUGUAAUCUUAGUCGUCGACGCCCUUGACGAGUGCAUUACCGAUCGACCCCAGCUUCUUGAUUUCAUCAUCCAAUCGUCGUCCAGUCCUUCAUCUCGCGUCAAGUGGAUCAUAUCCAGUCGCAACUGGCCAGACAUUGAGGAUAAACUUGACAGUGCGAAGCAGAAGGUCAGGUUGCCCCUCGAGUUGAACAAGGACUCAAUCUCCAAGGCUGUUGAUAUGUACAUUGGAUACAAGGUGGAUCGAUUGGCAUGCCAUAAGAAAUACGACAAGGAAACAAGGGACGCUGUCGAGGAUUACUUAACCUCCAAUGCCGACGGCACGUUUCUCUGGGUAGCCUUGGUCUGUCAAGCGCUCGCAGAUCCCAAGGUCCGAAAACGGCAUGCGCUCAACACGUUAAAGUCAUUCCCUCCGGGACUUGAUUCACUCUAUGACCGAAUGAUAGGGUAUAUCGGUGAUUCGAAGGAUGCGGACCUUUGCAAGGAAGUCCUGGCCAUCGCUUCGGUCGUAUACCGACCUAUAACCUUGGACGAGUUGAAGGUUCUUAUUGAGUCGCUCGAGGACCUCGACCAGGACGACUUGGAAGAAAUCAUCAGAUCCUGCGGUUCUUUUCUGACUCUUCGAGAAGGUGUCAUCUACUUUGUGCAUCAAUCAGCCAAGGAUUUCCUGCUGAACAAGGCAUCCGACCAAAUCCUACCCUCUGGCGCCGCACAUCAGCACCAUGCUAUCUUCGUGAGGUCGCUGGAGGCUCUCUCAGAGACUCUCGAACGUGAUGUUUACGAACUGGGCGUCCCAGGACUUCCCAUCGACCAGGUCUCGUCGCCCAACCCUGACCCAUUGGCUUCGAUACGAUAUUCUUGCGUCUUCUGGGUAGACCAUCUCGAUGACUCGGAAUCCCUGGUGAAGAUGAGGGACAAGAACCUACAGGACGCGGUGACUGUCCAUGACUUCCUUCGAAAGAAGUAUCUGUAUUGGUUAGAAUCUCUCAGUUUGUUACGCAGUAUAUCAGAGGGGGUCACAGCAGUGCAGAAGCUCGAAGCUUUAGUAGUAGUGAGUUGUUAUAAAGAAAACCAAGGAAGCGCAACAAUUAACGGAACUACUUCGCGACGCGCGCCGCUUUAUUCUUUCUCACAAGCGGGCCAUGGAGAUUGCUCCAUUACAGGUCUAUGCAUCAGCACUCGUGUUUAG